Messenger RNA from Aspergillus alliaceus, 1718 nucleotides. Its product is annotated as U2-type spliceosomal complex subunit CWC24. The record is from RefSeq and is a predicted model, not a curated record. Gene Ontology annotation, biological process: snoRNA splicing. Lineage: Eukaryota; Fungi; Ascomycota; Eurotiomycetes; Eurotiales; Aspergillaceae. Gene Ontology annotation, molecular function: metal ion binding. Bases 134 to 1147 code for a protein of 337 amino acids. Gene Ontology annotation, cellular component: U2-type spliceosomal complex. The transcript has a single exon.
CCAACUUUCUCGGUCGCAACCGCCCUAUACCUAGCAUUGAAUCAUUUUGACGGGUUUUGCGGAAUCUGUUCAUCAUAUUUGACACCGGAUACCCUACCCCGUGAUUGAACCGAUCAAAAAGCAAACAGCGACCAUGACAGAGGAAACCCAAGUCGCCAACGAUGUCCCUCAGUUUUCCUUCAAGAAACGAUCGGCCAAGGCCAAGGCCAAUUCUCGAAAGAAACCAGAAGCGCCACCGCCGGCCUCUGACUCCGACUCUGAUUUCACAUCCUCCGAUGAUGAUGAGGGCCGCAGAAUCAAACGGCGACGCAAGAAUGCAGCAGUGACGGCCUCAUCAACAUCUAAUGCACCCCGGCGGGAUGCUGCUGAAGAACAGCCUACGAAGACUACACCGGCUUCCUUGACAUCCAGCAAUGAUGCCACCAAGCAGUCCAACUGGUAUGACGACGAGUUAGACGCAAAGAAUCUUUUAGGGGCAACACGAGCCCGGCCGGUGUCAGACGCCCCCUUUGCUCCAGAUGGUACUUAUAAAGGCGCGGCCAACUAUCAGUCUUUCAUUCGGAAGAACCCCGAUGCUCCGUCUAAGCAAUUCGGUCCCAUCAAAGCCCCGACCAACGUCCGUACCGUGACGUAUAUGGACUAUAUGCCUAAUGUUUGCAAGGAUUACAAGCAGACCGGUUAUUGUGGCUUCGGUGACGGAUGCAUCUACCUUCAUGCGAGAGAAGAUUAUAAACAGGGGUGGGAAUUGGAUCGAGAUUGGGAGGUGAACACUAAAGGAAAGAAAGUAAGUGGGAAUGUUGUCUCCCAACGAGGCGACAAAUCUGCGAAGGACGACGACGACGAUGAGGACGAGGAGCUCCUCGAGAACAUCCCAUUUGCCUGUAUCAUCUGCAAGAAGCCAUAUCAGAACCCGACAGUCACCAAAUGCGGGCACUAUUUUUGCGAAUCAUGUGCCUUGCAGCGAUAUCGGAAGAACCCAUCAUGUGCCGCGUGCGGGGCUGGCACUGGCGGUGUCUUCAAUACUGCAAAGAAGUUGAAUCAGUUAUUGGAGAAGAAGAGGGAACGUGCACGAAAACGCCGGGAGCAAGCUAUAGCCAGGGGCGAGGAAGUCAGCAGUGAAGAUGAGGAAGAGGAGGACAGCUCUUAGGGGGCCAUCAGUGGACGGUCCAAUCUUGUUGUCACUAUUAAUGGACUCAUAUCUAUUGCAGCUGGUCUGCAAAUUGUGUAUAUAUAUAUCUAUGACAUGGGAGGAACGCUGAAAGCAGUCCAGGUUGGACAAAACUUAGCACAGAAAUAAGGAUGAAAAUUUCAACGCCCCCAACUGUGGAAAUACCAACAUUACGUGCUCCAGCUCGUCAGCCGUACAAGUCGAAGACGGAAGUCUGCCCACCUUACGCAGUGCACAAAGAAAGAAUAUCUUCUUUAGUUACUACUAGGUGCCUAGUGUUAGUAGUAGUACUGUUAGUACAGUAGCACUUCAAGCGCGUCCAUGGUAUUUCCAGAUCGCCUGACUGCUUCUCACUGGUGGGGUAGUGAUAUUUGCUGCCUAAUACUAGUACUCUACCGAGAUAUCUCAGAGGCAUGCAUUAGCCUUUUAGCUGAGUAAUGUUAAAGUGUACCCUACGGAGUACUGGUAGCUGAGUUCGGUUCAUACAAAAGGCCUUGUAGGGCUCAUUAGGGGUGAAUUGGAGCCAAUCCGUUUCCUCGGGUCAAUUGUC